Molecule: messenger RNA, 2025 nt
Organism: Rhineura floridana
Lineage: Eukaryota; Metazoa; Chordata; Lepidosauria; Squamata; Rhineuridae
Product: vomeronasal type-2 receptor 26-like
Exons: 6
Coding region: 1-2025 (674 amino acids)
Biological process (GO): G protein-coupled receptor signaling pathway
Cellular component (GO): membrane
Molecular function (GO): G protein-coupled receptor activity
Source: RefSeq, a predicted model, not a curated record
AUGGUCCUUCUUCUGCUGCUGCUGCUGCUGCCUUAUGCAGACUGUGGGAUGCUGAAGGCGAAAUGCCCCUUGACUUUGGAGAGGGAUGAAAUAGAUCCAUUCAACUAUUACAGGCCAGGAGACCACCUCAUUGGCGGGGUCAUCUCGGCCACAAGAGCUUUAUUUCAUCCACACGUCUUCAACGAGCCUCCCUUUACUCGCUUUUCCCAGAAAGCAGCCACAAAGUACUGGCAGGUCCUCUCCUUCCUGUUUGCCAUUCAGGAUAUUAAUGGGAAUCCUGAGCUCUUACCCAACAUCACCCUGGGCUACAGCAUCCACGACAACUUUUUUCAUGGAAGGUUGACGUACAAUGCUUUAUUAGACUUGCUAACUACUGGGAAGGCAAAUGUUCCAAACUACAACCGUGAAGGAUGGAGUAAUCUGUUGGCUGUUCUUGAAGGGGCUGAUUCUCAAAACUCCAUCCAGAUUUCAAGCUUGUUGGGCAUCUAUAAAAUCCCACAGGUCAGUUAUGCUUUUGUCUCUCCUGUUCUGAGUGAUAAGACCCAGUUCCCUUUUUUCUAUCGGGUGGUUCCCAGAGAAGAAUUCCAGUACCCAGGGAUUGUCAAGCUGCUCCUGCACUUCAGGUGGACGUUUGUUGGUCUCAUUGCUCCAGACACUGACAAUGGAGAGAAGUUCCUGAAGACCUUGACGCCUCUGCUCAUCAGGAGUGGCAUCUGUGUUGCCAUCUCAGAAAGCUUCCCACAAUUUAAUAAGAAUCAACUCCACCCUUUUCUGAGGAGCUCCCAGUUCUAUAAUUCUUCCAUAGACAGAGUGUAUUUGGAUGAGAAUGGGGAGCUGGCGGCCGAUGUGGACAUUGUGAACUGGGUGGUGUUUCCCAAUAAGUCUGUCAUCAGGGUGAAGUUUGGGAGUUUAUACAGACAGGGGUUCCCAGACCUAAAAUGCACCAUUGACCAGGAUGCCAUUGUGUGGCCGAAAUGGCUCAACCAGACCCUGCCUCCUUCCAGGUGUGUGGAAAGCUGCCAGCCUGGAUUUGUCAAGGUGGUUCAGGAAGGGAAGCCACUUUGCUGCUACGACUGCGUUCCCUGCGCAGAAGGGACCAUCUCCACUCUGGAAGAUGCAGAACGUUGUACCAGGUGUCCAGAAGAUCAGCAUCCAAACAAGGACCGUGAUCAAUGUGUCCCCAAGAUUAUAACCUUCUUGGCCUAUGAAGAAUAUUUGGGGAUCCUCUUGGCUUCCUUUGCCCUCUUCUUGUCUGUAACCACAGGCUUUGUUAUAGUAAUCUUCAUUAAAUAUCUUGACACUUCGAUAGUCAAAGCCAACAACAGGGACCUCUCCUUCAUCCUCCUCAUCUCCCUCCUGCUCUCCUUUUUGUCCUCCUUCUUCUUCAUCGGCCGGCCAAGGAAAAUGACCUGCCUUCUCAGACAAAUGGCCUUCAGCAUCAUCUUCUCAGUUGCUGUCUCUUCUGUUUUGGCAAAAACAAUCACGGUGGUGCUGGCCUUCCUGGCCACAAAGCCAGGGAACACAAUGAGAAGAUGGCUGGGGAAGAGUCUGGCCAACUCCAUUAUCAUUUCCUGUUCAAGUGUCCAAGUUGUCAUCUGCACAAUCUGGUUGGGGAACUCUCCCCCAUUCCCAGAGUCAGACAUGCAUUUCCAGCCUGAAGAGAUCAUGCUGCAAUGCAAUGAAGGGUCUGUUGCCAUGUUUUAUAGCACCCUUUAUUACAUGGGCUUCCUGGCUGCCAUCUGCUUCACAGUGGCUUUCCUAGCCAGGAAGCUGCCUGGGGCCUUCAAUGAAGCCAAGCUGAUCACCUUCAGCAUGCUGGUCUUCUGCAGUGUUUGGGUCUCCUUUGUGCCCACCUACCUGAGCACGAAGGGGAAAUACAUGGUAGCCGUGCAGGUCUUCUCCAUCUUGGCCUCCAGUGCUGGGCUUCUGGGCUGCAUCUUCAUUCCCAAGUGCUACAUUAUUCUACUGAGGCCUGAUCUCAAUACCAAGGAGUAUGUAACAACAAAAACAAAAGUAGUGACCUGA